Macroventuria anomochaeta is the source of this 2691-nucleotide messenger RNA. RefSeq names its product kinesin light chain 1. The record is from RefSeq and is a predicted model, not a curated record. Bases 1 to 2691 code for a protein of 896 amino acids. The transcript is spliced from 3 exons. Gene Ontology annotation, molecular function: ADP binding; protein binding. NCBI's taxonomy places the organism in Eukaryota, Fungi, Ascomycota, Dothideomycetes, Pleosporales, Didymellaceae.
AUGCGUCUUCUGAAGCGCUCGCCAGGCGGCGGCUUCGAGCUAGUGUCUUUCAGCAGCGACAACCCUCCACCGUACGCUACCCUAUCGCACACCUGGACUGAGGGUCAGGAAGUUACGUACAAUGAGUUGGUAGCUGGUACAGGCAAACACAAGACUGGCUACGACAAGAUCCACUUCUGCGGAGAGCGAGCUGCAGCAGAUGGCCUCGAGUACUUUUGGGUCGAUACCUGCUGCAUCGACAAGUCUACCAGCGAUGAGCUCAGCACGGCAAUCAACUCGAUGUUCCGCUGGUAUCAGCAUGCAUCCAAGUGUUACGUAUAUCUGUCGGACGUCUUGAUGCCGGACGAGAUCAGCGACGCUGAAGCCUCUCCGGGAGCGUGGCACGAAGCCUUUCGACGGAGCCGAUGGUUCACGCGAGGCUGGACGUUGCAAGAGCUCCUCGCGCCGCCCAGCGUCGAAUUCUUCUGCAAACAGGGCAAGCGGUUGGGGAGUAGGGUGUCUUUAGAGCAGGAAAUCCACGAGAUCACCAAGAUCCCUGUCACGGCCCUGCGCAGACAAAGCCUCAACAAGUUCAGCGUCGAGGAUCGGAUGAGCUGGGUAGCUACACGUUCGACAACGCGUGAGGAGGACAAAGUGUACUGUCUUUUGGGUGUCUUUGGUGUGUUCCUGUCGCUCAUAUACGGAGAAGGAGAAGCAUACGCCACCCUACGCCUGAGAGAGGAGAUACAGAAGCGACAAGAGGGUCGCGGAACUGGCAGCUCGCGGAAUCUGCCCGUUUUCUCGUUGUUGCCUUUCCCAAGGAACGAACAUUUUGUUGGACGAACAGUCGAGCUUCGAUCUCUCGAACAGUACCUUCUCGUCUCCGACACGCACCGACGGAUGACAAUAUAUGGGCUAGGAGGGUGCGGGAAGUCAGCGCUCGCCAUUGAGUUUGCAUAUCGCGCACUGGCAACGCAUGCUAGACUGGUGUUCUGGGUGCCUGCUAUCAGUCAGGAAAGUUUCGAGCUUGCGUACCACGACAUCGGGAUUCGCCUCCGCAUACCAGGGAUCAAUGACGAUAAUGCGGACGUCAAGAAGCUUGUUCGGGAGACACUCAGCUCAGAGAGCGUGGAGAAUUGGCUGAUGAUCGUCGACAAUGCUGAUGACCAUGAGGUGCUACUAGGUAACACGAACAGUAACUCGAAGCCAGCCCGACUGCGUGACUAUCUUCCACGCAGCAACAGAGGCGCGAUUCUUUUCACCGCUCGGAGCAGGAAAAUGGCGGGUGCUCUGACGCAGAGCAGUGUCUUGGGGCUGAGUGAUAUGAGUAAACCGGAAGCUAGGCAGCUGCUAGAGCUGUGGACAACACAACAGACACUGCUGGAUGAUGAGACUGCUGUCGAUGAACUACUGCAUGCACUCACAUGUCUACCGCUUGCUAUCGUGCAGGCAGCCGCUUUUAUCAACAACAAUGGAGUGUCAGUAUCCGGCUACACAUCGCUGUUCCGACACGCCGGUGCAGAGCCCGAGCUCUUUAGUCAGACUUUCCAUGAUCCCAGCAGAUACGAAGAACUGGACAGCACGAUCGCGAAGACGUGGCAUAUCUCCUUCGAUCAGAUACGCAAGCAGGACCAGCUUGCUGCAGACUACCUCUCGUUCAUGGCGUGCAUCGACCGCGUUAACAUUCCCCAGUCGCUGCUACCUCCUGGGGCCUCUAUGGUACAGCAAACGAAAGCGCUAGGAACACUAACAGGGUACGCAUUUAUAACAGAGCGCCUACAAGUGGUACAAGAGCCAGAUGGAGACAGGUUCUUCGACAUGCACCGACUGGUGCACAUGGCGUCUGUCUGGUGGCUUGACAGACACAAUGAGCGUGCAACCUGGGUGGAUGCAGCGGUGGCGCAACUUAAACAGCUAGUGCCGUAUGGCGGGCAUGAGAACACGGAGAUAUGGACAAAGUACUUGUCGCACGCGAUCCAUGUGGCUGGAGGCCACAAUGUAGUGGGCAAAGCCGAUAGCGCUUCGCUUCUAGAUCGUGUAGGACGAUGCCAAGCAAGCCUCGGGCAAUAUUUGGCAGCAGAAACAGCGCACCGACAAGUGCUGUCAAUCAGAGAGAAAACGAUUGGACCUGAGCACCCAGACACGCUCAUAAGCAUGAAUGAGAUAGCAGUAGCACUCAGCGACCAGGGAAAGUAUGCUGAGGCAAAGAAGAUGCAUCGCGAGACGCUCGAGCUGGGAAAGAAGGUGUUAGGAGAGGAGCACCCACACACGCUGACAAGCAUGAACAACGUAGCGCUAGCACUCAGCAAUCAGGGAGAGUACUACGUUGAGGCAGAGAAGAUGCAUCGCAAGACGCUCGAGCUGAAAAAGGAGGUGUUAGGAGAGAAGCAUCCAAGCACGCUAAUGAGCAUGAAUGAUAUAGCAGUAGCACUCAGCGACCAGGGAAAGUAUGCUGAGGCAGAGAAGAUGCAUCGCGAGACGCUCGAGCUGAAAAGGAAAGCGUUAGGAGAGAAGCACCCACACACACUGACGAGCAUGUACUGCCUUGCUCACCUUCUUGCAAAGCAGCUCCGCUAUGAUGACUCCAGCAAUCUGUAUGAGCAAGCAUGCGCUGCAUACGACACUGUUCUCGGAGAGGACCACCCGAAGACCCGCGCCUGUCACCAACACUAUCGCCAGAUGCUUGCGUUACAAGAGCAGGACGGAAAGUAG